Molecule: messenger RNA, 875 nt
Organism: Oncorhynchus keta (chum salmon)
Lineage: Eukaryota; Metazoa; Chordata; Actinopteri; Salmoniformes; Salmonidae
Exons: 2
Coding region: 231-875 (214 amino acids)
Source: RefSeq, a predicted model, not a curated record
AGAGGUUGAGAGAGAGAGACAGAGAUAGACAGCAUGACUGUGGGCCUGUGAUGUAAAACCAAAUAGACAUCAUUGCCCUUUUUUAAUACAAACACAAAACAAAAAGCGCUAAAAAUACUGAAUAAAAACAAGAUGCGAUAGAGGGGAAGUUGUCUGAUGAAUUCCGUCAGGGUUUAGCCCUGUUGGCUUUUUUCAUUACGUCUCUUUUCUAAAACGACUGAACAUUGAUCAUGGGAGACAAAAUGCUGGGGAACGCGCCUCCUUUGUCUAAUAAAAAGUUGAAGUUGCAAAGCUUUCCGUCAUCUCGUGCCUCCUCGCCAGUCUCCCGGCACGUCAUCAGCCACUCCUCGCCAGUCUCCCGGCACGUCAUCAGCCACUCCUCGCCAGUCUCCCGGCACGUCAUCAGCCACUCCUCGCCAGUCUCCCGGCACGUCAUCAGCCACUCCUCGCCAGUCUCCCGGCACGUCAUCAGCCACUCCUCGCCAGUCUCCCGGCACGUCAUCAGCCACUCCUCGCCAGUCUCCCGGCACGUCAUCAGCCACUCCUCGCCAGUCUCCCGGCAGGUCAUCAGCCACUCCUCGCCAGUCUCCCGGCACGUCAUCAGCCACUCCUCGCCAGUCUCCCGGCACGUCAUCAGCCACUCCUCGCCAGUCUCCCAGUGCCCGGCACGUCAUCAGCCACUCCUCGCCAGUCUCCCGGCACGUCAUCAGCCACUCCCCCGGCACGUCAUCAGCCACUCUCCAGUGUCCCGGCACGUCAUCAGCCACUCCUCGCCAGUCUCCCGGCACGUCAUAAGCCACUCCUCGCCAGUCUCCCGGCACGUCAUCAGCCACCAGAUGUCAGUCCCCUCACCACUCAUCGCCAUAAUAGCCUAA